UGUAUGGACAUGUGGCUACGCACCUUAAUGGAUGAAAGCUACUCAGUUAUACAAAUGACCAUGUUUGGAAGGAGAAAGAGGCAAUUUUACAUCUUCAUAUUUUUAUUGUUUGUAUCAGUUGUAUAUCUCAAGAAUGGAGGUUUAGAAAAUAUCAAAGAAAUACUCAGCAUUGUAGGAAGAAUGCGAAUCAGACUAAAACAUAAAGUUCCAAUAAAUAAUGUUUACUUUAUGAAGACGCACAAAACAGGAAGCUCUACUAUACAAGGAAUUUUGUUUAAAUAUGGAGACACGCAUGACCUUACAUUUGCUUUGCCAACAAAAGGACAUCAGUUUUUCUGGCCACAAACAUUCAAGAAGGAAUUCGUUAUGCCUCUUCUUGAGAGGGAUGGAGAAUAUAACAUAAUGUGUAGUCAUAUGAGAUAUCAUGAAUCAGUUCAUAGCAUCAUGCCUAAAAACACAAUCUCAGUGACAAUAUUACGUGAUCCGCAAUACCAAUUUCAAUCUGCUUUUGAAUAUUAUGAUUUUGGUGGAAAGGAAUGUUACAACAUACAGACUACAAAUCCUCUUAAAACAUUUGCUGAAAAUCCUUAUAAGUAUCAGCCAAGAUUAUGUAGGAUCGCUACUCAAAGUCCCAUGAUGUACGACUUUGGAUUGGAUCUGGAACAGAUGCCACAUCAGGAUAAAAUUACCGCAAAAAUACAGGAAAUUGAUGACCAUUUCGAUAUUGUAUUAAUCGCCGAUAUGAUGCAUGAAAGCUUGAUACUGCUUCAAGACAUGCUUGGAUGGGACAUCACAGAUUUGGUUUACUUCGUUAAAGCUGCAAGACUUGACACUGAUAAACGCCUAACUGAUACACUACAUUUGUAUAACAUCAGGGACUGGAACUUUGCAGAUGUUAAGCUCUACGAUUACUUCUUGGAUCAGUUCCAUUAUAAAGUACAUAACUAUGGAAAGCGACGUAUGAUAAAACAAGCACACAAACUUGAACAUCUAUUAAAGGCUUGGGACAAUGAAUGUGUGGAAAGUGUAGGUAUUGGCGAUGACUUACAAAACGAGGAUAUGCAUGUACAGUUCCGACCUGACCUUGUAUAUGGAUACAAUUUAAAGCCUUCAAAAAGUGAUAACCAAUCAUGCAUUCAAUUAGCAACACCUGAAGUGUCAUUUACUAAAAGAUUAAAGGAAAAGAUGGUUAAAAUGGAACGAAUAAUUCAAAUAGGGUGAUAAACUAAAAGUUCAAUAAAUGUACAAGAGUACAUACAGUAAAAUCUGCAUAUCUGAUUGUCUCUCUUAUAUAAACAUUUCUCAAUGUGAACACUUUAUGUUGGUCCUAAUUUUCACUGAUUCAAGUUUCAUGUCCCAAGAACAUGUUCGAUGUUAUCCUUCCCAGUGAAUAACUUCCAUAUACAUACCCAAUAGUUUUUGCUGCAGCUGCUUGUUGUAUAAACACAGGGAGUGGGGCAUUCAUCUUGGACAUGUCUGCAUCUGGAAAACAAUGUAGUGUACAAGUAGAAUACAAUGUGUACAGUACACCAAAAGUAGAAUGCAAUAUUGGGAGUACAACUACAAAGGACUAGAAUACAUAUGUGAUAAGGACAAUAUGUGGGAAAUACAAAAUAUAUGUGGAAUCAAAUAUGUGUGAAGUAUAAUGACAGUUGAAUACAUUAUGUUUGAAACACGAUAAAUAAAGAGCACAAUGGGCAUAGUACAUAGAGAGACUAUCCUAUUGAGAAUAUUGUGUUUAUCCCAAGGCCAAAACACAAUGUGCAGGUUUUACUGUAAAGUAUUACUUUCAUCAAUGUAUAUCUCAUAUGACUCUUUUGACGGAAAGACAUUUAACUUACUAUUUAAUAUUUCUGGUUUUCUCUGACUGAGUAUAUCUUCCUUGGAUGGUCUCAAUAGCUUUACAAGGCCACUGAGGAGACUCUGCUGGAUGUCAUAGUUCAUCAGAUCUUUCAUUAAUUCAAUUGCUGAAAAUACAUUCAUUUUGAAAAAUGUGAACACUUCAUCUUGGUUCUAAUUUUAUUAACUCUCAUUGACUAAACGUUCAUGUCCCAAGUACAUAUUCCAUUUGGCACAUAAUACUAUACUUUAUCAUUACAUUUCCUCAUAAUAAUAAAAAUGAUAUCCAUCCCAGAGAAUAGAUUCUAAGAAGUGCUCUCUACAUUGUGAUAAGCUCCAGACACAAGCGAUUCAGAGUCUGGUAAAUAAUUGCACCAAGAGUGUCAAACAUAACAUAAUAUUUGGUCUGUUGAUUGGUCAUUGCUAUAGAGCAAAAUGGCAAAACAAGGUUGGGUGUAUUUGGAUAGCUCAAAUGUAACAUGAUACUCACCUUCAAAUUGUACUUCUAGAUGCAAGGUCCUCAGUAAACUGAGCAGGGGCUCUAUUAGAGUAGGGUUUGCUGUUUUCACUAUAGGCUGAAAGACAAUUGGCAUAAUAAAUAAUAUGAACAUGAAUGGCAAAAUUACAAAACAUGG
Molecule: messenger RNA, 2474 nt
Organism: Owenia fusiformis
Lineage: Eukaryota; Metazoa; Annelida; Polychaeta; Sabellida; Oweniidae
Source: the annotation of a GenBank genome assembly